CAAAAAUUUUACACCACCGUGUCGAAUGGAUAAUUCACCAUCAAGAAAUUUAACUCUAGCAUUAUUCUAUCCAACAACAACAACAUCAUCAUCAUCAGUAUCACUUCAAUACUUUUCAAUCAAUAAGUGCGCACAAUCUGAACAUUUCAUAUAAUACAUCAUUAAAUACAUUUUACGAUUUUUAAAAACAAUAAUAACACCACAUCAUGAUGGAAACAGAACCAACCUAUGAUCAACAACAACAACAACAACAACAACGUAGUACAACAACAAGAAACAAGGCAGGUGAAUUUGGUAGACCUUUAAUACCCUUCUUUUUAAAUGAAGAUGCCAAUGGAGAAACACCAACCGGAGGCUAUUCAGUGAAUGAAGAUUUAUUCUUAACUGAUGAACAAGCACAACAACAAGAACGAGUUUUUGUACCAAAAGGGGAGAAAUCAAUUAGAGUAAGAGAAUUUAAAGAUGGAUACUUUGAAUACAAGGAUCUUUCUUUUGAUGGUAUUCAAGAAAAGUUAACCUUUCAUUCUCCAAUCAAGCAACAACAACAACAACAAGCUAAUAACAAUAGUAAUCAACCACAAUUCUUCUCUCAACACGUUGAAAAUAAUAAGAAUAAUUCUUCAAAUGGUAACAGUAAUGCCAAUGGAAAUGGUUUUGGGAAAACAAAAACAUCAAGCAGGGAUCACUUUGCAAACUAUGAAAGAAUGGUCAUUCCUUACCAACACAAGAAUAACAUGACAAAAUCAAAUGAUAACAGUAGUAGCAGUGAUGAAAACAAACUCCAAAGUGAUGAAGAUAAACGAGAAGAAGAAGAUAAGAAGGCAAAGAAAAAGAAGCAAAAGAAGAAGGUUAUGGUUCCUAUCAAUGUACAAAAACAAAAUGUAUCUUCAAGAAAUACCAAUCAUCUCAUUAGAAAUCAUGAGAAUCAACCUCCUAGUAAUAUCAACAAUAACCAAUCCUCUAAUCAAGAAUUUAUUUCAUCAUCAUCACAACAACCAAAUUAUCAACAACAAUCAGUUCCAGUAACCACUAUUAAUCAUACUGCUGGAUAUCCUCAAGUAUUAGUUAUGCAUAGUCCUUUAGCUUUCAACUCUCCUUCCUCUCCAACAGUUUAUCCAAAACCAAACACCAAUCAGAAAUUAUUAACACCUUCAUUACUUGGUAUCAAUAGAUCAGCUUCUAUUAUAACCUCAGCAAAUAAUUCUAGUCCUAAUUCUGCACCAUCACCAAAUGGACUUUUAAAACCAAGCGCUCUUCUCAGUCAAUCACUCCAAUUAAUCAAUUCAACACCUGUAAAACCUCCUACAGUUUCAACUAUUCCUCCACAAAAAGUUCCAACUCAUUUUCCUCAACAAUCCUAUGAUGUUUCAUACCUUGAAAAUAAUAUUUUACCACAGUAUUAUCAAGAACAACCUGCUAGUUAUAAUUAUUCAAUGAAUAAUGGUUCUCUUCCAAAUGUUACCACUUCUGAACCAGUAAUUGAACAAUUACCACCAAUUUCACAAAUGGUUUCAUCUAGUUCAUCAACCUCCUUGACUGAAAAAGAGUUAUUGUCAAUUUUAAUGAAUGAUGGAUCUGUCAAUUUCACCCCAGAUGAGCCUGAGAAUUUAGAACAAAAACAUAAAAAGUUUGCAGGUGGUUCUUGGUCAAAUUCUCCUCAUCCAAGUGAGAUUCCAAAGCCAAAUUUCAAAUAAAUGCAAAGAUUUGGAUCUC
Messenger RNA from Naegleria gruberi, 1713 nucleotides. RefSeq lists its product as uncharacterized. The coding region runs from base 207 to 1694 and encodes 495 amino acids. Lineage: Eukaryota; Heterolobosea; Eutetramitea; Acrasida; Naegleriidae. The record is from RefSeq and is a predicted model, not a curated record. The transcript has a single exon.